This is a messenger RNA of Erpetoichthys calabaricus (reedfish), 2358 nucleotides long. RefSeq names its product protocadherin gamma-A8-like. The record is from RefSeq and is a predicted model, not a curated record. NCBI's taxonomy places the organism in Eukaryota, Metazoa, Chordata, Cladistia, Polypteriformes, Polypteridae. Gene Ontology annotation, molecular function: calcium ion binding. The transcript is spliced from 2 exons. Gene Ontology annotation, cellular component: plasma membrane. Gene Ontology annotation, biological process: homophilic cell-cell adhesion. Bases 1 to 2358 code for a protein of 785 amino acids.
AUGACAAAUGGAGAGAUCCGUUAUUCUGUUCGAGAGGAAGAAAUGAGGGGUGCUUUCAUAGGUAAUAUUGCGAAAGAUUUUGGAUUAGAUAAUCAGAGACUAAAAUCUGGCAGAGCUCAUAUUUAUACUGAGGGUGGUACCGAAUACGUAGAGCUGAAUGUAAAUAAAGGGAUUUUAAUUGUUAAAAACAGAAUUGACAGAGAGCAGAUCUGCGGUAAAAUAGCACCCUGUUUAUUACAUUUUCAGAUUGUCCUGGAAAAUCCUAUGGAAUUUCACAGAGUGACUAUUGAGGUUAUUGAUAUAAACGAUAAUAACCCCACUUUCACAAAGAAAAAUAUUCAGUUAAAAAUUAGUGAGUCAUCCCUUGCAGGAGCACUGUUUUCCCUACCGAAUGCUGUAGACAGCGAUAUAGGUGAAAACACUGUAAAAUCAUAUAUACUCGCAUCGAAUGAUCAUUUUAAAUUAAAAAUUCAGGCUCAGUCGGAUGGCCGUAGUUCCGUGGAUUUGUUGUUAGAAAUGUCUUUGGACAGAGAAAAGCAAGAAGAGCAUGUUUUGCUUUUAACGGCGGUUGAUGGAGGGGAGCCUCAGCGUUCUGGCACAACAGAGAUAAACAUCAUUGUCGUCGAUGCCAAUGACAAUGCUCCCGUUUUUACUGAAAGGGUUUAUAAAGCUGCUGUCAGGGAAGACUCUUUGAUUGGGACUGUGCUGAUCAAAGUAAACGCCACUGAUGCAGACAAAGACAUGAAUGGACAAAUUACAUAUUUUUUCGCCCAUGUUACAGAUAAUUCGAAUGAUUUAUUUGAAAUCAAUCCUGAAUCGGGAGAAAUCAAACUCAUCGGCCAAUUAGAUUAUGAAAGUGCUAAAAUGUAUGAAAUGAAAGUAGAAGCUAAAGAUAUAGGGGAUCUUAUAGGCUCAAGUAAAUUAAUAAUUGAAGUGAAUGAUGUAAACGACAAUGUGCCAUUUAUUAAUCUGAUGUCGGUUUCAAAUCAGAUCAGAGAAGACUCAUUACCUGGGACAGUAAUAGCAAUGAUUAACGUGCAGGACAAGGAUUCUGGAAGAAAUGGUAAAGUUAGUUGUUGGAUUAAUAAUAACAUACCAUUUAAACUGAAAUCAUCUAUAAAUAAUUUUUAUAAUUUAGAAACAGAAGGGUAUUUAGAUCGUGAAAAAGUGUCUCAGUAUAAUAUUACUAUUGUGGCAAAAGACGAAGGAGAGCCUUCACUCUCAGCUACACUUUCAGUCACACUGCAGAUUAUUGAUGUCAACGAUAAUGCUCCAGAAUUCGCAAAUCAACGUUAUAAAACAUACAUCAUGGAAAAUAACUCUCCGGGGUCUUCGUUUUUUUCAGUGAGAGCGAACGAUGAGGACUCGGGUCUCAAUAGUAAAAUAUCUUACUUUAUUGGUGAAUCCAGUGUUAACAAUUUCUCAGUCUCUUCAUUUGUGUCUGUUAAUUCAGAUGAAGGUGUCCUCUAUGCAGUACGUUCGUUCGAUUAUGAGCUGCUGAGUCAUUUUCAAAUCUCGGUGACAGCUAAAGACAGAGGCUCUCCACCUCUCAGUUCUAGCGUAAUAAUAGACGUAUAUGUUCAGGAUCAAAAUGACAAUUCUCCAGAAAUUCUGUACCCAGUUUUGAAUAAAGGAUCUCAGAUAGCUGAAUUUAUUCCUCGCUCUGCCGAUGUUGGAUAUUUGAUUACUAAAGUUGUUGCUGUUGAUAAAGACUCUGGACAAAAUGCGUGGCUUUCUUAUAAAGUCAUCAAAUCUACCGACCAGACGCUUUUUGAAAUGGGCUUACAUAAUGGUGAAUUAAGAAGUCUUAGGCAAAUAAUGGAGAAGGAUUCUGCAAAACAAAGACUGACUAUUUUAGUUGAAGACAGCGGACAGCCUUCCCACUCAGCGACUGUGAACGUCAACGUUGCUAUCACUGAUAGUUUUGCAAUGGCGUUUACAGAAUUCAACGAUUUUACAUACGAGAAAAGCAGCGAUGGCGAUUUAAGAUUUUAUUUGGUAAUCUGUUUAGUCAUCGUGUCGUUUCUUUUCAUUACGUUCAUCAUAAUUUUAAUAUCUUUAAAAUUCCACAAGUGGAGGCGCUUGAAAUAUUUCAGUGAUAACUCCAACGGAACUCUCCCCGUUAUUCCUUAUUACCCGCCCCGUUAUGCAGAAGUCGGAGCCACUGGGACUCUUUGUCACGUGUACAACUAUGAAGUCUGCCUCACAACGGAUUCUGGAAAAAGUGAAUUCAAAUAUGUAAAGCCUAUGCUACAGACUCCUAUGGAUAACGAUUCUAAUGGAGCCAAAACUAAAAAUCCCAGCUCGAGUGAUUUAAUUGCAGAUGAAGAAAUUAUGCAGGUUGCCCGUAAAGGAUGA